Molecule: messenger RNA, 2750 nt
Organism: Kickxella alabastrina
Lineage: Eukaryota; Fungi; Kickxellomycota; Kickxellomycetes; Kickxellales; Kickxellaceae
Product: phosphoribosylformylglycinamidine cyclo-ligase
Exons: 3
Coding region: 273-2663 (796 amino acids)
Biological process (GO): 'de novo' IMP biosynthetic process; adenine biosynthetic process
Cellular component (GO): cytosol
Molecular function (GO): metal ion binding; phosphoribosylamine-glycine ligase activity; phosphoribosylformylglycinamidine cyclo-ligase activity
Source: RefSeq, a predicted model, not a curated record
AUAAAAUCACGCUUGUAUUCGUGUGCGUUGUGUGCGUGUGUGGAGGAGAGAGAUCUGAAAAAAGCAUAAAGUGUGAACAGCCGUUGGUUUUGUUUUAUCUUUCCUCUCUUUUUUCGUUUCUACAUUACAACAAUCUCAUCAUUUUUAUACACUCAUUUUUUUUAGUAUUCACCAUACUACUUUUUUUUAGUCUUACUACGCUUUAAUACACGGUAGAGACCCCUUCAAAAGUUGACUCAAAAAUAAUAAUAAUAAUAACCAAUAUUAUUAUCAUGUCUGAUACUCAGCUCAAGGUCCUGAUUAUCGGCAGUGGCGGUCGCGAACAUGCGCUGGCAUGGGCACUGGCAAAGUCGGGCAAGGUCAGCAAGGUGUUUGUCGCACCAGGUAACGGCGGCACGGCCACAGCCAGCGACAAGAUCGAGAACGUGGAUAUUGGACACAGCAAGAGCGAUUUCCCUGCCCUGGUCAAGUUUGCCCAGGCACAGAACGUUGGUCUUGUCAUUCCUGGACCCGAGCAGCCGCUGGUGGACGGCGUGACGGACGCAUUCAAGAGCGUUGGCAUCCCGACGUUUGGACCGUCAGCCAAGGCGGCGCACAUCGAGGGAUCCAAGGCAUUCAGCAAGGACUUUAUGAAGAAGCACAAUAUCCCUACAGCGGCAUACGGCAACUUCACGGACUACGAGCAGGCACGGGCGUUCAUUCAGGCGGCAUCAUUCGAUGUCGUGAUCAAGGCAUCGGGCCUGGCGGCAGGCAAGGGCGUUCUGAUGCCGACAACAAAGGAGGAGGCAUUGCAGGCGCUCAAGUCCGUCAUGGUUGAUCGCGAGUUCGGAUCAGCCGGCGACGAGGUGGUCAUUGAGGAGCUUCUGGUGGGGCAGGAGAUCAGUGUGCUGGCGGUGUCGGAUGGAUACACGGUGGUGAGUUUCCCGGCGGCGCAGGACCACAAGCGCGCGUACGAUGGCGAUGCCGGGCCCAACACCGGCGGCAUGGGCGCGUAUGCACCGGCGCCUGUGGCCACAGCGCAGCUGCUCAAGGCUAUCCACAAGACCGUGCUACAGCCGUCGAUUGACGGUAUGCGGCGGGACGGGUUCCCGUUUGUCGGGUGUCUGUUCACGGGGUUCAUGCUGACGGCCGACGGGCCCAAGGUGCUCGAGUAUAACUGCCGGUUUGGCGAUCCCGAGACCGAGGUUGUGCUGCCGCUGCUGGCCGACAGCUGCGACCUGGCCGAGGUGUUCCUGGCGGCGGCCGAGGGCCGGCUGGACGCUGUGCCGCUGGAGUUCAAGGACGGGUUUGCGGCCACAGUGGUUCUGGCCUCGGAGGGCUACCCGGGCGCGUACCCCAAGGGCCGCGAGAUCUCGAUUGGCGCUCUGGCUGAGGGCACGCAGGUGUUCCAUGCCGGCACUCAGCGCAAGGGCGACUCUGUGGUGACGUCGGGCGGGCGCGUCCUGACGGUCACAGGCGUCAGCGACACGCUGCAGGGUGCGCUCGACCGCGCGUACGCCAGCGUCAAGGCAGUGAAGUUCGAGGGCGGGUUCUACCGGUCGGACAUUGGGUUCCGGGCAGUCGAGUAUCUGCAGAAGACAGGUACUAAUAAGCCCAGCGGCGGUCUGUCGUAUGCCGAUGCCGGCGUGGACAUUGAUGCGGGUAACCGGCUGGUGGAUCUGAUCAAGCCGAUUGUCAAGGCCACGCGGCGCGCGGGCACAGACUCGGACAUUGGCGGGUUCGGCGGCGUGUUCGACCUCAAGGCCACCGGGUACAAGGACCCGGUGCUUGUGUCUGCGACGGACGGUGUUGGAACCAAGCUGAAGAUCGCGCACGAGAUGAAGAUCCACGACACAGUCGGCGUCGAUCUCGUGGCAAUGCAGGUCAAUGAUAUUAUUGUGCAGGGCGCCGAGCCGCUGUUCUUCCUGGACUACUACGCCUGCGGGCACCUGGACGUCGAGGCCACGCGCGAUUUUGUCAAGGGCGUGGCCGACGGCUGCAUUCAGUCCGGGUGCGCGCUGAUUGGCGGCGAGACGGCGGAGAUGCCCGGGCUGUAUGCCGAGGGCGACUACGACGUGGCUGGGUUUGCGGUGGGCGCGGUCGAGCGGUCGCAGAUCCUGCCGCGGAUGUCGGAGAUCGGCGCCGGCGACGUUUUGGUUGGGCUGGCGUCCUCGGGCGUGCACAGCAACGGGUUCUCGCUGGUGCGCAAGGUGGUUGCGCAUGCGGGGCUGGACUUCCACAGCAGGUGCCCCUGGGAGCAGCAGGGGCGGUCGGUUGGCGAGGCGCUUCUGACGCCGACGCGCAUUUACGUCAAGUCGCUGCUGCCGCUGAUCCAUCAGCGGGUGAUCAAGGGCAUGGCGCACAUUACGGGCGGCGGAUUUACGGACAACAUUCCGCGCGUGCUGCCCAAGAGCGUCGGCGCUGAUAUCGAUGCGGAAGCGUGGGAGCUGCCGGAGGUGUUCAAGUGGGUUAAGCGCGCGGGCGGCGUUGCCGCUGAGGAGAUGGCGCGCACAUUCAACUGCGGAAUCGGCAUGGUGCUGGUUGUGGCGCCCGAGCAUGUGCGCACGGUCGUCGAUGCGCUGAACGGCAGUGGCGAGCAGGCGUACGUUAUUGGGGGGCUCACUGCGUUUGGUGGCGAGCAGGGCGAGGAGCAGGUUGUGGUGCGCAAUACCAGCAAGUGGUGAAGAAAAGAAAGGCGCUUUUUGAGCAUUGGUGGAGGGGGGGCUUUGGAACAUAAAUAAAUCAAUGCAACCAUGCUAACUAAACAAACA